GAGCCACGAGGAUUGAGGUCCGUUAGUUUAUUUUAUGUGGAAGAUACAUGUGUGAACAUCCAACUCUGUUCGCGCACGUACGGCAGCCCCCACCUAAUUCUGGCGAUGAUGGUCAUAAAUCCUUUCCGCCUCCCUAACAAAACCCGAUUCUCGUUACCUUUUCUCUAUAAACCAAUCACAGGAGGAGGAGGAGGAGGAAGAAGCAGUUGUUCUGCUUUUACUUGUCGCUCUGUAUCAUCAGUUACCAGCUUCACUUGGGACGACGUCGUUCAAGCCUCUCUGCCUGUCUAUGCCCCAAAUGAUUCUUCAGAUCUCUCUGGCUUCUUCGAAAAGAUCAAAUCUUGCAAUCGCGGCUCCUCCGAGAUAAAAUCUGAAUUUAUUCCAUUGGUGAUAGAGGAUCAAAUAGUUGGUUACAUACAUAACGGUUUUUUUUAUAAUUAUUUGAGGAGGUUUAAGGACGUGUUUGUUGUUGUGCCAAGUGAUUCUCGUUUCGGCACCAAUGUGACUUUAAAUAAAACACUAAGCACGCCAGAGGAAAGAACCAGGGUUGUUGGAAAAGUAAUCAAAUGCCUGGCAGAAGAAGAUAAGGAACUGAUUCCAGGAAUCCGGAAUGAGUUGUACCCUGUCACACCUUCGUUCGGAUCGCCCCCCUAUUUUUCUCUUGAACGUGCUGCCGCUCCUUAUUUUGGAAUUAAGGCAUAUGGAGUUCAUAUGAAUGGUUUUGUGAAAAGAGAUGGGGAGAAAUUCUUAUGGAUAGGAAAGAGAAGUCCAAUGAAACAAACUUUUCCUGGGAUGCUUGAUCAUCUUGUUGCUGGUGGACUGCCUCAUGGGAUGUCUUGUGUUGCAAAUCUUAUAAAGGAAUGUGAAGAGGAAGCAGGGAUUCCUCUAUCCCUUUCUAAUCAAGCCAUGUCAGUUGGUGCUGUUUCUUAUGCGGAUGUUGACAGGUAUAGAUACAAGAGGGAUGUUCUAUUCUGUUAUGAUUUAGAACUCCCUGGUGAUUUUAUUCCUAAGAAUCAAGAUGGGGAAGUGGACAGUUUCAACUUGAUACCUGUGGAAAAUGUUGCAAAUGUAAUACGGAGGACCCAUUUUUUCAAGCCUAAUUGCUCUCUUGUUAUCAUGGAUUUUCUGUUUCGACAUGGGUAUAUUAGUCCUGAAUGCUUGGGAUACUUGGAUUUAUUACAAAGUUUGAGAAGUGGAGAUACUUCCUAAAUAUGCUCUCACUUUGUUGAAUUUCUAAACUUCAACAAAAAGAAGGGGAAAAAAUAUAUAAGCUGCCCUGUGUGGUUCAAUAUCAUCUCAUUUGCAACAAAAAGCUUGUUUGCCAGAGACUUCUUUUAUGGUGAUUGGAAGGUGCAGGCAGCUUGCUGUUUGGAGGUGAAUCGCAUUAAUGGAUCUGAAGUGCCCAAGCAAAGGUUAAAAGGAAAAAAAAAAAAAAAAAUGGGAAAGCAUAUGCUAUCCGGACCUCCACGUUUUCCUGCCUGCUGUGUUGAAAAAGUCCUUCGCCUUGACGGUAAAUGCCAGUUUUUAGUCAUUUCGAAAGAUUUCACUGCUAAAAAUAGAUGCUGAAUUUCAUUAAAGAUGCUGUAAUUGUUCUCAAUUACAUUAAGACAGGCAAGAGCAUGAUGAGGUCCUUGGGAUCAAGGAUGAUAGUGCUGAUACAUUUGGUUUGCGCCUGUCCAAGAGGCCAAAUUUGAGUUUUGCUUCUGUCGUUUCAUCAUCAAAGAGGAAUCCUAAUUUAUUGUA
This is a messenger RNA of Populus euphratica (Euphrates poplar), 1743 nucleotides long. Its product is annotated as nudix hydrolase 20, chloroplastic-like. Lineage: Eukaryota; Viridiplantae; Streptophyta; Magnoliopsida; Malpighiales; Salicaceae. The coding region runs from base 106 to 1209 and encodes 367 amino acids. Gene Ontology annotation, molecular function: 8-oxo-dGDP phosphatase activity. The record is from RefSeq and is a predicted model, not a curated record. The transcript is spliced from 9 exons.